AUGACGAUUUCUGUCAAUGUGCACCUACUGAGUGGCAAAUGUGUGUCUUUUGAAGUGGAGGUGGAUGCGUCUGUUGAGUCGUUGAAGCGGCGUGCCCAAAACGCUCUGGUCAAGGGCAGAGGGCAGCUGCGGAAGUCUUCUGGCGAGGUGCUCGACGGUGCAAAAACUAUCAGAGAAGCGAAGUUGAUAAGUGGAGACGUGCUCACCCUGCAUGUGAAUCAGGUCCAGAUUGCAGCCAACAGAGUUGGUCAGUUAUCUGCAUUUGCCGCACUGCUGGGUGACGGAUCUGUGGACACCUGGGGUGAGGCAUACUGUGGUGGCGACAGCAGCGCUGUACAGGAUCAGCUGCGAGAUGUUCGGCAGAUCCAAACUUCGAAAUACGCAUUUGCUGCAAUCCUGGGCGAUGGGUCCGUCGUCACCUGGGGGAGUGCCGACUGUGGCGGAGACCACGGUGCGGUGCAGGAUCAGCUGCGAGAUGUGCAGCAGAUCCAAGCUUCCAAUUUUACAUUUGCUGCAAUCCUGGGCGAUGGAUCCGUGGUCACCUGGGGUAGUGCCGACUCUGGUGGUGACAGCCGUGCGGUGAAGCAGCAGCUGAAGAAUGUGCAGCAGAUCCAAGCUUCCGACUGGGCAUUUGCUGCAAUCCUGUGUGACGGAACUGUGGUCACCUGGGGCAAUGCCUGCCAUGGUGGCGACAGCCGUGCGGUACAGGCGCAGCUCAAAAAUGUGCAGCUGAUCCAAUCCUCUUGUCGGGCCUUUGCCGCAAUCCUUGGUAGUGGAUCCGUGGUCACCUGGGGAAACGCCGACUAUGGUGGCGACAGCUGUGCGGUACGGGCUCAGCUGCGAGCUGUGCAGCAGAUCCAAGCUUCUAAUUGCGCGUUCGCUGCAAUCCUGAGUGAUGGAUCUGUGGUCACCUGGGGUAAUUCUCAAUUUGGUGGUGACAGCAGUGCCGUCCAAGAGCAGCUGAAGAAUGUGCAGCAGAUCCAAGCUUCGAAAUACGCAUUCGCUGCAAUCUUGGUUGAUGGAUCUGUCGUCACCUGGGGCAAUUACCAUGCUGGUGGCGACAGCAGUGCCGUCCAAGAUGAGCUGACGAACGUGCAGCAGAUCCAAUCUACUAAUUCUGCAUUUGCUGCAAUUCUGGAUGAUGGAUCUGUGGUCACCUGGGGGAAUGCUAACUUUGGCGGCGACAGCAGUGCCGUUCAGGAUCAGCUGAAGAAUGUGCAGCAGAUCCAAGCUUCUAAUGGUUCCUUUGCUGCAAUUCUGGGUGGUGGAUCUGUUGUCACCUGGGGUGCUUCCCAUUUUGGCGGCGACAGCAGUGCCGUCCAAGAGCAGCUGAAGAAUGUGCAGCAGAUUCAAGCUUCUGGUGGUGCCUUUGCUGCAAUCCUGGGUGAUGGAGCUGUGCUCACUUGGGGGGGAUGCUAA
This is a messenger RNA of Symbiodinium sp. CCMP2456, 1419 nucleotides long. NCBI's taxonomy places the organism in Eukaryota, Dinophyceae, Suessiales, Symbiodiniaceae. The record is from the annotation of a GenBank genome assembly.